Alosa alosa (allis shad) is the source of this 1586-nucleotide messenger RNA. RefSeq names its product ubiquitin-conjugating enzyme E2 G1-like. The coding region runs from base 351 to 860 and encodes 169 amino acids. Gene Ontology annotation, biological process: protein polyubiquitination; proteasome-mediated ubiquitin-dependent protein catabolic process. The transcript is spliced from 6 exons. Gene Ontology annotation, molecular function: ubiquitin conjugating enzyme activity. NCBI's taxonomy places the organism in Eukaryota, Metazoa, Chordata, Actinopteri, Clupeiformes, Clupeidae. The record is from RefSeq and is a predicted model, not a curated record.
AAUGAAACAUUUUAAAAUAACUUUCUUAAAAAAAUACAACAUUAUGAAAAUGUCAAAUUAUAGACUAAACAUGACAAAGUGUUGUAUUAUCGCAUACGAGUAGAUACUUGUGAAAUAAUAAUGUCUACAAUACUUGUGUCUCAGAAGAAGCUUAAUGCUUCAUCAUUUUACCAUUUUUUUUUUAUUCAGGAAACGUAUGUGGACUCCUCUAUGAGCUGCGCAUGCGUUCAUAUCUGAUUAUUUGUGGCAGCUGAGGCUGGGGGCUGGAAGCACUCCGCUCUCUUUUUUAUUUCUUGACGGUAUCGUUUGUCGACAGUUUUGUUCAGUUUUCUGUUGAUUUACAAAGUACAAUGACUGAACAAUCCGCACUACUUCUUCGAAAACAGCUGGCAGAGCUCAACAAGAACCCUGUCGAGGGAUUUUCUGCUGGGCUCAUAGACGAUGACGACAUCUAUAAAUGGGAGGUUGUCAUCAUCGGCCCACAGGACACGCUCUUUGAAGGAGGCUUUUUUAAAGCAUACCUGACCUUCCCUUAUGACUACCCUCUACGGCCGCCAAAGAUGAAGUUCAUCACUGAGAUCUGGCACCCUAACGUGGCCAAAAACGGUGACGUGUGCAUCUCGAUCCUGCAUGAGCCGGGCGAGGACAAGUUUGGCUACGAGAAGCCGGAGGAGCGCUGGCUGCCCAUCCACACGGUGGAGACCAUCAUGAUCAGCGUCAUCUCCAUGCUGGCUGACCCCAAUAGCGACUCGCCCGCUAAUGUCGACGCAGCGAAAGAGUGGAGGGAGGACCCAAACGGCGAGUUCAAGAGGAAGGUGGCCCGCUGUGUACGAAAGAGCCAAGAGAUGGCAUUCGAUUAACCCCGGUCUCUCCCCAUUUUUUUGUGGAUAAUCCCAUGCUAAACUAAUGUGUAUCAUGAGAGCCAACCUUACCCUUCAGAGGUGGACUAUUUCACCCAGCAAUUGUAAAUAAAGAGAUGAGAUCAGCCAAGCACUUCAGUACCCUGAGGUCCAUCUCUGGCAUGUGCUCUCUCUCCCCUGGGGGGCCAGCAGAGAGACCUACCAGCUAAACCACCCUCUGUCUCCUUCCCUCCCCUCCCCUACCGGGAAGUGUAUAUUUCAUUCUAUUUAUUUAAGAAAUGACAAUGUAAGAUAUGUCUCUACUGUAAAAUAUCUCGCUUUUUUUAUUGCUGCUGAACAGUUUCUACUUUGUAUCAGGUUUCUUAUGCAAUUUGUGGAUGUUUGUGGUUCUAUGGACUAUGAUGCCCUCGGAAGCCAGAAUUGUCAUCACAAUCAUAAUUACUGUUGUAAUAUUACUAUUAUUAAUUAUUAUUAUUAUUAUUAUGAUGAUGGCUCUUGUUAGUACCAGGCGACCUGUGUUCUCAAUGCCCUCCCCCUCACUGUUGCCUUAUGUUUGUUUUUUGCUCUUUCCUGAAUAUUUUGGCCGUGGCUGUAGGCGGGAGUCAUUUAAGUGUGUUUAUGGGGUUUUAGGCAUAGCCGCACAUUGGAGUUAUACACACACCACACCACGCACACACACACACACACAUAUACACACCGCACCGCACGCACGCGCACACACACACA